Salvia miltiorrhiza (redroot sage) is the source of this 1863-nucleotide messenger RNA. Its product is annotated as AAA-ATPase At4g30250-like. The transcript has a single exon. NCBI's taxonomy places the organism in Eukaryota, Viridiplantae, Streptophyta, Magnoliopsida, Lamiales, Lamiaceae. Gene Ontology annotation, molecular function: ATP binding; ATP hydrolysis activity. Bases 240 to 1751 code for a protein of 503 amino acids. The record is from RefSeq and is a predicted model, not a curated record.
AAUUGAAGAUUUAGUGAUUUAUAAGCGGAAAUGGAUAAAUAUAUGGAUGAUCCAUAAAUCAACAACAGAGAAAAGGAAAAAGCAAGAACAGUGGUCCGAUCAAUCCAUGUCUUUUGCUUUAUAUCUUUACAGCUUCUUUCCUCAUCCCUGAAAGAAUCAACUUUUUAAAACCUUAUAGCUAAUAUAUAUAGAUCUCUUCUUAUCUUGUUGUGUGAAGAUCAUCUUUAUUAUACUAACAUAUGUUUGCAACAUUAAUGAUGGAAAUAUUAUCUCAAAUGUGGUCUCUCUUAGGGCUUCUAACGGUGAUCCAGAACAUUCUCCCAACUCAAGUCCUUGCAUGGCUGCAUUGCCUCUACGAAGCCCUCCAAGAUUUGGUGAGCCCUCACUCCUACUUGGACAUCCCUGAGUUCAACGGCUACGGCGGCGUCGACAUCAACGACCUCUACCGCCAAGUCACGCUCUACCUCAACUCCAUCAACCCGGCCUCCUCCUCCUGCCGCCGCCUCUCCCUCUCCCGCUCCAAAUCCUCCUCCCGCAUCGCCUACACCGUCGCCCCCAACCACACCGUCCACGACGCCUUCCGCAGCCGCCGCCUCUCCUGGACCCACCACGUCGACACCGUGCACGACUCCCUCGAGGAGCGCCGCACCUUCACGCUCAAGCUCCCCAAGCGCUCCCGCCUCGCCCUCCUCUCCCCCUACCUCGACCACGUGGCGGCGCGUGCCGCCGACUUCGAGCGCGUGCUGCUCGACCGCCGCCUCUUCACCAACAACGGCCGCGCCUCCUACGACUCCGGCUGGUCAUCCGUGCCGUUCCGCCACCCCUCCACCUUCCAAACCCUAGCGCUCGACCCCGAGAUGAAGAAGCACCUGCUCGAGGACUUGACGGCGUUCGCCGACGGCAAGGACUUUUACGCCAAAAUCGGACGCGCGUGGAAAAGAGGGUAUUUACUCUACGGACCUCCCGGCUCCGGCAAAUCCAGCCUCAUCGCCGCCAUGGCGAAUUUCCUCCGUUACGACGUCUACGAUCUCGAGCUCAGCAAAGUCAAGGACAAUUCCGAGCUUAGGGCUCUGCUCAUACAGACUACGAACCGCUCGAUCAUCGUGAUCGAAGACAUCGACUGCUCCAUAGAUUUAACCGGCGAUAGAGCGAUCAAGAGCAGAAGAUCGAAGAAGAGCAGCAACAGCAAUGAGGAGGAAGAGGGGCGGCGCGUGACGCUGUCGGGGCUACUGAACUUCACCGACGGGCUGUGGUCGUGCUGCGGGGAGGAGAGGGUGAUCGUGUUCACGACCAACCACCGCGACGCGGUGGACCCGGCGCUGCUUAGAUGCGGCCGCAUGGACGUGCACGUUAGCCUCGGCACGUGCGGGAUGCAUGCCUUCAGGGCGCUGGCGAGGAACUACCUGGGGCUGGACUCGCACGCGCUGUUCGAUGCGGUCGAGAGCUGCGUCGGAGCCGGUGGGGCCCUCACGCCAGCUCAGAUUGGGGAGAUCCUGCUCAGGAACAGGCGGGACGCUGACGUGGCGGUCAAGGCCGUUGUCGCGGCCAUGCAGGCUAAGAUUUUGGGUGCUGAUGUGGAUGCCGUGGAAGGCCGUGGCGAGUGCGAUGACGUGGCGAGGACCCCGGACAACGUGGCGGACCGGAGGCGGUGCGAGUGGCCGGAGAAGUUUGAUGGGAAGAAAAGGAAGGAGAAUUUCCUUGUUAAACUCAAGUGUUUGACCAAAUCUGAUUCUGGAAGAAGAGGGGUUUGAAAACUCAGUUGCAUCGAGAUAGAAUUCUAGUAGAAAUAACAUGAGCCUCAAUAGUCAAUAACUUGUCAUUGUCUUGGGAGUAAAUUUUUUGAUAAAAGUUUUAUUCGCUCCA